CGGGAAAUUGAAAUAAACAAUACAAUAUUGUACUCAAUACCGUGGCGGAUAUUACAUGCAUAGCUGUACUCUGCUUGCUGUCAUGCAAUAAUUAAUAAUUCAUGGAAAUUGUGAUGUGAUUUCAUUCUCGUAAUGAUGUUUCUUUGAACUGAUUUCAUUAAGUAGCAAAAAUGUUUGUAUUAUGUGAAAAUGCAAGCACAUAAACAUAGAAAUGUGUUAUGAAUUUCAUUAUUUAUAAUAAAGUUAAAAGAACUAGAUCUGCAAAAUAAGAAAUAAGUAUGAAGCAGAAAUACUUUUUGUCUCUUGAAAACAGUUAUUGUCAGAAACUGCGGCGUAUUAUUAUUGUCCUGUAAAUAUGUGGUUGCAGUGUUAAAGAUAUUGGUUUUCGCUUGACGUCUAAUCAUUUCUCGACUUUUAUAAGUGUAACAAUAAAACAGCAAAUGAUAAUACUAGUAACACUAUUAUGAGGCAUUUUACUACAACAGCUGUUUUUAUCAGUAUUUUUGUUUAUUUACUUAAAGGAACUAUUUGAAACGGCUUUAAAACUCAUAGUGCAAGAAGUUCUGAAGAAAAGCAGUUGUAUUUGAGAAGAGAAAUGGAAGGAAAUAAACAGACGUUAUUGAAUUUCGAGAACCUUAUUAUGUUCUAGUUAAGUGUGCUUGAACUAGUAUUUGGGAGACUGAAAAAGUUAAUCUAGAGAAGCUCAUAGAAGUUGUUAUCUCUCUUAAGACACAGUUGACACUCGUGAACAUAAUUUCAGCGGAUGACAUUCUGAAAUAAAUGAUUUUCUCGGAGAAAUUGGAAAAUUUUGUGGAAUCUUUUGAGUUAAAAAAAUUGAACAAUUUCAUAUCCAGUGAAAAAAUUCUUUAGAAAGGCAGACAGUUUUGCAUGGGAAACCAUUGAUUGAGGAUUUUAGUUUUGUUAUUUACCUUUUAUCGAUUUCAAUCUUUGGUAAUUGGAAUUGAUAUAAAUCGUAGUUAAUUGGAAAUGAUGAAAGUCUCUGUGAAAUUGGAAAUGUCAUUCAAACCAUGAUUUGCUUUGUAAUGGUUUUUAAUUGAUUUAAACCAAAAGCUGCUUUACUUUUGUGAACAUGGAGAAUUAUAUGAGAGAAGAGAGAUGUUCCGUUAGUGUCUGUUUCUUCCAUUGUUGGGAUUGUUGUUACGUAAAAUCAUGGUACAUUGGAAUAUAGCUAUGGUUGUAGCAGCCAGCCAGAGAAAUAUUUAACUAAUUUGUAUCAAACAAAUUUCGCUUGGGUUAAAGAUUGACUGUUUUGAUAUAAUCCAUCAAAUUGGAAUAUUGCAGCCUUAAAAAAAUGGCCCUGGAUUGUGGUUGCUUCGACUGGAUUUGUCAUAUAUUUGAAAGACCAGAUCGUCGUGUUGUUACGGAAACCGUUCAGCCACCUACAUCAUCGAGUACAGCUUUAAAUGAUGCCCUGCAAUCACGCAGAGAUCAAACAUAUCAGUCUACAGCCCCUCAUAAGCCGCUUGAAAGCCAAAAUUCCAAAGCAACCAGCGAGAAUGGUGAUAAUGAUAGUUUAUGGAAAGGCGUUCGCAACUUCGCCACAAUGUUUAUGGAGGAAGGAAUGGAAGAUGGUGCGACGUCGGCAGAUCCAAUUCCUAUAGAUGGAAUAGAUUAUAACCUUGGCAAAAUACAGUUGGCACUAAGUUACGAUUUCCAAUCGUUGACAUUAACAUUAAAAAUUUUACAAGCUCAGCAACUUCCGGCUAAGGAUUUUACCGGAACAAGUGACCCUUAUGUUAAAAUUUUAUUAUUACCCGAUAAGAAACAUAAACUUUUAACUAAAGUGAAAAAGAAAAAUUUAAAUCCACGUUGGAAUGAGUGCUUUCUGUUUGAAGGAUGGCCUCACAAUAAGUUGUUAGAGAAGACACUGUAUCUACAAGUGAUAGAUUAUGACAGGUUUAGUCGAGAUGAUCCCAUUGGGGAGACUUACAUUCCAUUAAAUGAAGUAGAUCUUUCACAAGCACCCAUCAUGUGGAAAUUUCUCAGUCCAUGUAAAGACAGCAGGGGUAAACUAGGGGAACUGCUUCUAUCUUUGUGCUAUGAACCCAAUGUGGGACGCCUUACUGUGAUAGUGAUAAAAGCCAAGGAUCUCAAGGCAAAAGAUAUAACUGGUGCCUCUGAUCCCUAUGUAAAGAUAUGGCUGUGUUUUGGAAAAGAAAGGGUGGAGAAGAAGAAAACAUCAAUCAAAAUGCGAACUCUAAAUCCAGUGUACAAUGAGUCAUUUAUGUUUGAAAUUCAGUGGGACAAAAUUCGAGAAGCGUAUUUAGAAGUGACUUGUAUGGACUUUGAUAAGCUAGGGCGCAAUGAGAUGAUCGGUAAAGUGUUGCUAGGAUCUAAAAGUGGACCAUUAGAAACACGACAUUGGAACGAUAUGAUCUCGAAACCACGGCAACAAGUUGCUCAGUGGCAUUUAUUGAAGGAUUGAUCAGAUAUUGGAGUUUCCUGUGAUUGGUGCCGUUGAGUUGUUCAAGGCUCAUCAACAAGUAAAGAUAUGUUAUCUGUUUCUGAACACGGCCUACAGUUUGCGUGCGGGCUUAAAUCCUGACUGCCGGCGGUAAUGUGAAAUGCUGAGGGAAUAAACUGUCAGAGAGACAAGAUUCCCUCGGUAGAUGACUGGAGACAACAGUGUGGAUGAAAAGUCGAGAUCACAUAUGCUCACUAUUAAGAAAAUGUCACCAUUAUAUGUUGUUUUCUAUCGUUUAAACUGGUUAACUCUAUGUAGGACUGAGUAAAGGUGAUAAUGCUAAAAUAUAUAAACGGCUGUAAGCAAAAUGGGCAGUGUUGCUUUCAGACUUACUGCUCUAUCUUUAUUAGUAAAAUAUGUGUUAUGUAUGUUGUAUAUGUUUCCCAUAUGUAGAGCUGUGCCAAAACAAGAGAUUUACAAAGCUCUAUAUUUAUUUUUUCACAGUAGUUUUGGUAAUAUAUGAGAUAGUUCGAUUUCCACUAAUGUUUGAAAACUGUGAUGGCUUGUGAAUUUACAAUAGGUGUGAGUAUUAACCUGCUUUAUACUCAUAAAUGUAACUCGAUAUGAAUUGCGCAUGUUAUAAAAUGAAGAAGUUUAUAUGGUAUCAAACAGGGAAAUUAAAGUGGCAGUGAAAACAGUAACCAGUCACUGAUCUGAAGGCCAAACAGGCUAAAACCCCGCCAUUUUGAAGGCUUGCUAGUGGGGAAGUCCUCACUGACCGCAGAUUGGCUCAUCCAUCUAUCUGAAAGUUGGCACUGAACGCAGAUCUGCUCAUCCAUCAGUCUGAAGGCCUGCCAGUCAGAAAUAUGUAUUGACUGCAGAUUGGCACAUUCAUACAUCUGAUUGCUUGCUAAUGAGAAUGCCGGCACUGACUGCAGAUCCGCUAAUUCAUCCCUUUGAAAGCUUGUUUGUCCGAAAGUCAACAGUAACCACAGACUGCUCAUCUGUCUGAGGUCUGAAAGUUGAUACUGCAGAUCUGCUUAGUCACCCGUCUCAAGUCCCAGUAAUCCAAAACCUGACAUUCACUAGCAGAUCCACUCAUCAAUGUAAAGGUUUGUUAUCCGGAUUUUUGCACUAUGUUGCCUUUACACCAGCAGACUUGAUCUGAAAAAACUCGGUAGAUGACUCAAAUGUUGUUGAUAGUUUGGCUUUUUUUUCUGCAGUAUAACAGAAAUAUUAUUUGGAAUAAAAUGUUUGUUUGCCUCGCACCAGCCAUUGACUAGUUUAUUUUAUAGUUUGACUUUGUUAUUUAUGCUUACUUGGCUAUUGUUAUACAUUGGCAAAUUGCAGUACUUUGUUUAAUAUAUGUGCACACAGUACUUUGUUUAAGAUAUGUGUAUACUUCAUGAUGUCAUUUUUUGUGACAUCGCUGAUACAGUCUUUUAAAUCUUAGCCUGCUGGCAGCAAGUGAUCAGUGGCUUUUUGCAAACAGUGCAGUCCAAGGUCAGCCUGCACAUCUGUGCAGUCUGAUCAUGUUCUGCACUGUUUGCCAUUUUGUCUGUAUCUUUUUGUUAAGCACCCCUUUUAACAGUUCAUGGUACUGUCCAAAUUGAAAGAUGGAAAAGUUCAUUAUAGAUAUUUAAUAGGGUAAGGGUUAACUGUUUUUUGUUGAAUAAUAUAGUUAUGAGAGUAAAGGACAAAAUGGUCUAAAGUAAAGCUACUACGCCAACUGAGUUAUUGUAAUAAGGAAAUUUCAUUUUCAGUUUGGGAGAACAAUGUUUUCUGACAAACUCACCUUGAUUCCCUUGUCCACAGUUAAUUCGUCUGGUAGAUUUACUUAUAAAUUAUAGCAUUAAAAUUGCCUAGUUAUGACGCUAAUAUGGCAUGUCUGACAAGACAAACUUCGUUAAUUAUUAGACAUAGUAUAUAGAAAUACUUACCAUAAAUACCCUUGUAUAAUGAGCACCCAUGUGUAAUAUGCACUUUUGGAGGUGGUCCAUACAAGAAGUGUGCAUUUAACACAAAUUUUUUAUGGCUUAAAUUUUUCACCCACAUAGUUGUUAAGUUAAAUUCUAGAUUAACUGCCUUGUGUUUAUGUUGAUAAGUAUUUAUUUGUUUGGCCAUUUUACAUUUUAACUCAAGUUCAGGAUGAGCUAUUAGUGUAGUUGGAUGGUCCAGCAUCUAUUUCUUACAUCCAUGUCAUGUCACUAAGACAUCUUCCCCCUCUGAUUAGAAUUACACCAAAUUUGAUCUGUAACAUACAGGCUUUGACUUCAUGGAGUUAAUUCAGAGCUAGAAAAUAGGGGGAAAAAAACACUUCAAAUUGCUUCUUCCCAUGAAAUACUUGAUGGAUGUUCACCAAACUUGGCCAGUAGCAUCCUUGUAUGGACUUCUUUCAAGUUUGUACAAACGGUUCUACUUAAACUUUUAAGGCAGCCACCCACCAAAGCUAAAAGCAGAGAAGUUGUUUAAUGAACUUAUGAACCACUGAACAGAUCUUCACCAAACCAAUGGUCUGUAGCAUCGUGGUAUGGACCUUUCUCAAGUUUGUUUAACUGGUCCCACUUGACUGCUUUUAGAAGCUGCCAGAGCUAGAAAUAGAAAAAAACCUCCAGACAACUUUUUCUCAUGAACUGUUUGAUGGAUUGUCGCCAAACUUGGUCUUGGCAUCCUUGGAUUGACCUUUCAAGUUUUUAUGCUCCCAAAGGGAGGCAUAUUAGUUUUCAACUGUCCGUCCGUUAGUUCGUCACAACGUUAACUUACAACGUUAACUUUUUGCAUGAAGGCACUUUACUCGCGAACCACUGCAUCCAGGACCUUCAAACUUCACAUGUUGUUAGUACUUAUUGAGUACACGACCCCUACUGACUUUGGGGUCACCAGUCAAAGGUCAAGGUCACCAGGUCAAAGGUCAAGAUGCUGCGGGGUCAUUUGUCACCAUUAGUGACAGCUCUUGUUUUUCAAAUGGUUCUGCUUGACUACACUUAUGCGCUGCCAGAGCAAAACUUAGGGAAAAAAAGCAAUGUAUGACUUACCAUGAACUUCUGGGUUGAUUGUUCACAAAACUUGGUCAGAAGCAUGGUCAAAUGGUAUAGGGAAGGUGAGCAACUAAUGGCAUCAUGGCUUUCAGGCUGCUAGGAGGGGGUUUUUUUUCAUCAUAAUCAGAUAUUGUUGUAUUUACAGAUAUUUUUGUAAUAUCGUAUUUUUAUGCCCCCGAAGGCAGGCAUAUUAGUUUUCAACUGUCUGUCCGUUAGUUUGUCAAAGUGUUAACUUUUUGCAUGAAGGCUUUUUACUCGCGAACCACUGCACCCAGGACUUUCAAAAUUCACAUGCUGAUAGUACUUAUUGAGUACAUGACCCCUAUUGACUUUGGGGUCACCAGGUCAAAGGUCAAAGCGCUGCAGGGGCAUUUGUCACCAUUAGUGACAGAUCUUAUUGUUUCUAUGUUUAAUACAUCAUAUAUAUUUUACUGUUUUAUUCACCUUCAUAUGGGAGGAAUCAUACAGGUUUACCCUUGUCUCUCUACCUGUAUCUUGAUUUUUACCCUUGUCUCUCUACCUGUAUCUUCAUUUUAGCUCACUUGAGCACAUAGUGCAUAAGGUGAUCACCUUAUACAUGUUAUCAUCAACAAUUUGACUGUUAACAUGCUAGAGCCAAUCUUAAUGAAACUUGGUCAGAAUAUUACCUUCAAAAUAAAAUCUUGCAGUUUGAAACAAGAGCUGUCUCCAUAGGAUGACACAUGCCCCCAAUGGCACUUUGAAUGAAUAGUUAUGGCCGAUGUUAGAGUUUAGGACCUUUGACCUACGGACCUGGGUCUUGCGCGCGACACGUCGUCUUACUGUGGUACACAUUCAUGCCCAAUAAUUUUAAAAUCCAUGCAUGAAUGACAAAGAUAUGGACUGGACACGCCCAUCAAUGCACUAUCAUGAAAUAUGACCUUUAAUGUCUAAGUGUGACCUUGACCUUUGAGCUACGGACCUGGGUCUUGCGCGCAACAUGUCGUCUUACUGUGAUACACAUUCAUGCCAAGUUAUUUGAAAAUCCAUCCAUGGAUAACAAAGAUAUGGACCGGACACGAAUGCACUAUCAUGAAAAAUGACCUUUAACGUCUAAGUGUGACCUUGACCUUUUAGCUACGGACCUGGGUCUUGCGCGCGACACGUCGUCUUACUGUGGUACACAUUCAUGCCCAAUAAUUUAAAAAUCCAUGCAUGAAUGACAAAGAUAUGGACUGGACACGCCCAUCAAUGCACUAUCAUGAAAUAUGACCUUUAACGUUUAAGUGUGACCUUGACCUUUGAGCUAUGGACCUGGGUCUUGCGCGCAACAUGUCGUCUUACUGUGAUACACAUUCAUGCCAAGUUAUUUGAAAAUCCAUCCAUGGAUAACAAAGAUAUGGACCUGACACGAAUGCACUAUCAUGAAAAAUGACCUUUAACGUCUAAGUGUGACCUUGACCUUUUAGCUACGGACCUGGGUCUUGCGCGCGACACGUCGUCUUACUGUGGUACACAUUCAUGCCCAAUAAUUUAAAAAUCCAUGCAUGAAUGACAAAGAUAUGGACUGGACACGCCCAUCAAUGCACUAUCAUGAAAUAUGACCUUAAAUGUCUAAGUGUGACCUUGACCUUUGAGCUACGGACCUGGGUCUUGCGCGCGACACGUCGUCUUACUGUGGUACUCAUUCAUGCCAAGUUAUUUGAAAAUCCAUCCAUCGAUGACAAAGAUAUGGACCGGACACGAAAAUUGCGGACUGACAGACUGACAGACGGUUCAAAAACUAUAUGCCUCCCUUCAGGGGCAUAAAAACUAGGUCAUAAGUAAAGUCAUAGAAAAACUUUGUUAACAUUUUAGAGGCCACUAUCAUAAAUCUUGUCAGAAUGUUUUUCUCUAUGAAAUUUAGGUCAAGUUCAAUAGUUGGGUACCUGAUGUCAACUUUGUCACUAGGCCAGAUCACCUAAAAACUUGGUUAAUGAUCUAACUGGUUUAUAUAAAACAUGGUCAAACUAUUUGUCUGUAAAAACGAGGCCAAAUUAUAUACAACAUUAUCUGGAGUAAAAACUAGGUCAAGUGAGCAAUACUGGGCCCUCUUGUUUUUUAUGUCACAUUAUUAGUCCCCUACUGGCUGAAAACCAGUUUUGGGGACUAUAGGAAUGCGCUUUUCCAUCCGUCAUUCCGUCCGUCCGCAAUUUCAUGUCCGGUCCAUAACUCUGUCAUCCAUGAAGGGAUUUUGAUAUUACUUGGCACAAAUGUUCCCCAUGAUGAGACGACGUGUCUUGCGCAAAAGCCAGAUCCCUAGCUUAAAGAUCAAGGUCACAGUUGGAGGUCAAAUGUCAACAGGGCCUUUUUCCUGUCCGGUCCAUAACUCUGCCAUCCAUGAAGGGAUUUUAAUAUUAGGUGGCACAAAUGUACCUCAUAAUAAAAGAUGAUGUGUCAUGCCCAACUUUCAGACCCCUAGCUCAAAGUUCAAGGUCACACAUGGCAGUCAAAUGUUAACAUGACAUGAACAGGGUCUGUUUCGUGUCCGGUCCAUAACUCUCCCAUCCAUGAAGGGAUUUUAAUAUAACUUGGCACAAAUGUUCCCCAUGAUGAAAUGACAUGUCAUGCACAAAACCCGGACCCCUACCUCAAAGGUCAAGGUCACAAUUGGAGGUCAAAGGUCAAUAGAGUUUUUUCCUGUACGGUCCAGAACUCUGUCAUCCAUCAAGGGAUUUUAAUAUUACUUGGCAUAAAUAUUCCCCAUGAUGAGGUGACAUGUCAAGCGCAACACCCAGAACCCUAGCUUAAAGGUUAAGGUCACACUUGGAGAUCAAAGGUCAAUGGGACAUUUUUCCUGUCCGGUAUAUAACUUUGUCAUGCAAGACAGGAUUCGAAUAUUACUUGGCACAAAUGUUCACCGCUAUGAGAUGGAGUGUCAUGUGCAAGAACCUGGUCCCUAGGUCCAGGACAAGGUCACACAUAGAGGCCGAAGGUCAGAUACAAGAAUGACUUUGUCUAGAACACUUCUUCUUCAUGCAUGGAGAGAUUUUGAUGUAACUUGGCAUAAAUGUUUACUACCGUGAGAUGGAUUGUUGUGUGCAAGAACCAGGUCCCUAGGUCUAACGUCAAGGUCACACUUUGAGGUCAAAUGCCAAAGUCAAGAAUGACUUUGUCCAGAGCAUUUCUUCUUUAUGCAUGGAGGGAUUUUGUAACUUGGCACAAAUGUUCACAACCAUGAGGCAGUCUUGUUUUUAGAAUUAUGUCCCUUUGUUGUUACAAAUAGCUUAUAUUAUAACUUUCCUUUGUGUGGACUUACAGAGAAUGUUUUUUGUUGUUUUUUUUUUUUUGUUGUUUUUUUUUUUACUAUAAAUAACUUAUAUGAUACCUUUUUGAUAAUCAGCCAAAAAAAAAAAUGCUAUAUGAAAACAACUAUAGGUUUUUAUAUAUACAAAUUUUAAUCCAAAUGUUUUGUUAUAACAUAUUGUAUAUAUAGUACAAUAUUGUUUAUACAUUAUUGACAGAUAUCAGUUCAUUAUGUUAUACUGCAGUAAAGAAAAUUAGGUGCCCUCCAGUAGGGGACUUUGCAUUGCAUGGCAAUACUUCAUUCACUUGUUUAAUCAAAAAUUCACUGGUGAUCUAUGAUAUAUAGGUAUACCUUAAGGGUUUUCAGAAGUCUUUAUAUAUUUUUAGGAUUGUUGGAUGUCCGUUGUCCAUCUGUCAUCCACAAUAUUAAUUUCUUUGAAGAACAUCUCUAGACCACCAAGCCAAUAUAUGUAUCAACUGAACAACACAGGAGUGUUCCUUUGGUGUUUCCUUUUUCCAUGCAGAAAUCUGAUUGCAAUGCCAACUAAAAUGGAAAACUUUAAAAAUCUUUUCCGCAGGAACUGCUGGCUCAGUUUAUAAUUUCACAGCCUUUGGUAAUUGUCCACCAAAUUCCUUCCAACUGUUUUGUUUUGUUAAAAGAUAUGGCCAUUUUGAGCAGGGCUAGUUUUUUGUGUAUGACAAUAUUCAAAACUUCAAAUAACUUCUCUGAAACUGCUAGUUUGAUUUCAAGAUGAUUUUUAGGUGACCUCUACCAAAUUCCUUCAAGCCAUGUUGAUUGUUAAAACACAUUGCUGCUUGGAGAUGGAGCUAAAUUUUAAAAAAUAAUUCACACUUAUGCUCCAUGGGUGUCCCUGUGACAACCUCAAGCUUCUACUUGUAUUACUCCAUUACUGGAAAAUUUAAAAAAAUCUUUCUGUUUGAAACACUAGCCCUAUUUCAAAAUACAUUCAGAGAUAUUUUCCUUGCGUGACCUUGUACCAAAACUGUUGAAGCAAGUUGUGAAACUCAGGUGAGCAAUCUAGGGUCAUCAUCAAUCUAGGGCCAUCAUGGCACAUUUUUCACUUUUUAUAUUCAAAUUUUGUACUGGUGAUCAUCCUUGACAUACAUAAAAAGAAAUUUUUGAAGAGGGAAUAAUUCUGAGAGUGCGGCUCUUUAAUUAUUUGUAAGUACAAUGUGACCCUUGAAGGGCAUCCUUUUUAAAAACUGAAUAUGGCAUAUUUUAUAAUACAUCAAUACCCUAACAGCAGUUCAUUUCACAUGUUGUCAUUGACUUUUGAAAUUUCCAAAACUUGGGGACCAUUUUCUUAUGUAAAGUCUACAAUGUCACAGCCUUUUCUUGUUAAUUAGAUUAUUUUAGUAUGUUUCAGUGUUAUUAUGCUAGUGUGGAAAUGUAAAAUUAUUUUAAGCAAUAAAGCCAGGUACCAUUAUGAUUAUGCUGUAUUUUGAGUUUCAUUAUAAAUGUUGUAUGCAAUAUUGUAUCUAAAGUUGCUAUUUUUAUGUAUAAAUGUUAAGAGUGCUAGUGAAAUGUUAGAUUAUUGUUGAAGACUGUCAUGUGAUAUAGAAAUGCCAUUUUUAGCUCAUCUGAUUUUUUGAAAAAAAAUGAUGAGUUAUUGUCAUCACUUGAGCGGUUGUCGGCGUCGGCGUCGGCGUCUGCGUCGGCGUUGCCUGGUUAAGUUUUAUGUUUAGGUCAGCUUUUCUCCUAAACUAUCAAAGCUAUUGCUUUGAAACUUGGAAUACUUGUUCACCAUCAUAAGCUGACCCUGUAUAGCAAGAAACAUAACUCCAUCUUGCUUUUUGCAAGAUUUAUGGCCCCUUUUGUACUUAGAAAAUAUCAGAUUUCUUGGUUAAGUUUUAUGUUUAGGUCAACUUUUCUCCCAAACUGUCAAAGCUAUUGCUUUGAAACUUGGAAUACUUGUUCACCAUCAUAAGCUGACCCUGUACAGCAAGAAACAUAACUCCAUCUUGCUUUUUGCAAGAUUUAUUGCCCCUUUUGGACUUAGAAAAUCAGUUUUCUUGGUUAAGUUUUAUGUUUAGGUCAGCUUUUAUCCUAAACUAUCAAAGCUAUUGCUUUAAAACUUGCAGCACUUGUUCACCAUCAUAAGUUGACCCUGUACAGCAAGAAACAUAACUCCAUCCUGCUUUUUGCAAGAUUUAUGGCCCUUUUGGA
This is a messenger RNA of Mercenaria mercenaria, 10894 nucleotides long. RefSeq names its product synaptotagmin-7-like. The transcript is spliced from 6 exons. The record is from RefSeq and is a predicted model, not a curated record. Lineage: Eukaryota; Metazoa; Mollusca; Bivalvia; Venerida; Veneridae. Gene Ontology annotation, cellular component: axon; membrane; synapse. Gene Ontology annotation, biological process: cellular response to calcium ion; regulation of calcium ion-dependent exocytosis; vesicle fusion. The coding region runs from base 1313 to 2446 and encodes 377 amino acids. Gene Ontology annotation, molecular function: SNARE binding; calcium-dependent phospholipid binding; clathrin binding.